UCUAGCAGUUUGAGAGCUGUUUCGUGGCGUGGUAGUCACUAAUUGUUUUUGUGAAGAAGCUCUUGUAAUUUUUUUCUAGGUUUCUUAACUCCACCAACUCCUUUAUUUCUUUAAAUCAAACUAAAACCUAAUGCGUUUAAAAAAAAGUGAAUUAAUAAGAGUGAUAAAGAAUGAGCGAAUUAACUCCGCAAAGUGCAAAAAAUACAAUAACAAGCAAAUGCUUUAAAUAACUUCGCAAUGAUAAGAAAAGUCAUACUCAUUUAACAAAAAAUCGAGAAAAUAAGUUCAGCAGCUAAACGAAAAUGCCUCACGCACACUCAGCCGGCCGCCGAAAACCCCCAACCCAAAGACGUCUUCUUCUACGCUGCUCGCAGCUAAUAUUUCUACAGUUGCUGCUGUCUCAUUACUCCCUCCAACAUGCCAUCAAAAACGAGCACAGCAGUGCCAAUGCCACCAGCAACAACAGCACAAGACCGCGAGCAACAGAUGCCGCUAGCUCGGAGAGUUAUUUCGUGCCACAUCGCUUCUCCAGCAGCAACAAUAUAACCAUACUCCACGAAGUGCAUGAAAUCGCCACGCACGCAGAUCGACCACUCGUGCUGAACACACACGAAGUGCUGCCCGUAAAACCGUUGAAGAAGAAACCCUAUACGCUGCUCGACAAAACGAUAUUCCCUGAGUACGAGAAGGCGCGCACGCUCAAAGAGUACGAACUACAUCCGGUCACUUUCGAUUUUAAUCUAAGCGACUUGGAGGAUUUGGAGCAUGAGACCGUGAAGAAGGGCGACCUCAGCGCCGAAGAGAAGCAUUUACUACGCAAUGCCGAGGAACCUGUGCUCAGCUACAAUGAACGCGUGCCCUACGUGGGUCUCGGAAGUGAGGUGGGCCUGGAAGGUUUUGGUGGUGCGACCGAUGUAACAGUACAUAUUUAUACCACAGAGAAUAGUUUAUUGGCCACCAAUGCAACUCUUGCUAGCACCACAACACAAGCGCCAAUUAUUACUACACCAAAUGUUGUGGCCACCAUAAGUCCACACAUCUUUAAGGUGCAUAAAAAUAAAACGCUGAAGAAGGGGCGCGAACUACUCAAGCAGGAGGAGGAGACACCAAAGGCAGCGGGCAAUAACGUUAAUAGCAUCAGUCAUUAUUUUGGCGUGGACACUAUUGUAGGGGAAGUGAACGCAACGGCUGCUAGUCUACAUUCCGCUAAUUUCUUUCAAAUCAUCACCAAUUUGUAUGAUCACUUUUAUUGGCAGGCGUCGGAAAUACGCACAAAAGUGUCGACCGCUUGCGGACUGGAAAUGCAGGCGUACUUGACGGGCUUGCAUGGGAACUUCGACUGGGCGCAAAAGGCGUUUUACCUGCCUGCAUUACAAGUUGCCUCAAAUUUCCCUCAAUUGAAUUCGGUGUUCAUGAAUUGUGUGCUGGUAAUUAUUACACGUGAAUGCGCAAAUCAACAGCAAAAGUAUAGGAGAGAAAAAGAGCCUAAUGAUGAUUACGAAGGUGACACACAUAACCCGCGCAGAAGCCAAACCAGCCAAACGUUGAAGCGUACGCCAGUUAAUGACUGCGUUGUAGGCCAGCGCAGGCACGUAAACCUCCAAGUGGGCGAGUGUUUACCACGUUCCUGCAAUGCACACGACGUGCACGCCAUACUCACACUGGAUCCACAUGCUCAAAUGCUUGUCGCACUAAAUACCGCGGCGAUCAAUCAAGCACAAUACAACCAAAGUAUUGGCCAUGGUCAUAGCAAUAGCAGCAGCGGCAACCACACCAUCAUACAAGUGCUACAUGUGCGUGCAGUGCCCGGCGCCUUCAGCUAUUGGCGCGAAUUAAAAUUUCAAAUAUUUCUAAGUUUCGUAUUCUCACUUUUGCUACUCGUCAUCACAGCCACCUGGUAUCAGGCGAAAUUAAAUCAACUGCAGCUCACCUCGCCGCACAUUGCGGCCAUUAGUGCGAAAAUUGAUGCUGUCAUGGCGGCCGCAAUCGCUGGUGCCAGCGGUGGCCGUGGUGGCAGUGGCGGCGAUGGCAUUGCAACAAUUGAUGCCAGUGUCGCGGGGACCUACACUAAUAAUGCCGGUGGCGGCAAUUCAGGUGCAUUCAAAUCAACGAGAGCAGUGCCAGCCUUCGAACUGUACCAGAUGAGCACACUGACAACGGAGAACAACAAUGUGCUCGACAUUGAGGCGGAUGUGAGUGGGAAUAAAACGGCGAAUAGCGCCAGUAGCAGCAGCAGCGCAAACGGCAGUGGCGGACAAGCGAAUGGGAAUAGCAAUGGCGCAGCAGGCACAGCCGCAGCGACAGUGGGAACUACGAAAGGGGGUGGUGUUGCUGGUGGCGGUGGCGGUGGGAGUAUUGCAAGCAACAGCAGCAGUGUGCGGCGCAUCCAUGGCGAACUUUCCGCAACGGAUGUCGAGAAGUCACAUAUGGCCGAUUAUCGCCUGGAAACGAGCAGCAGCAUGGGUGCGUCGAGUACUUAUGAGACGAGAAAACAAUUGGGUUUGCAUGAGAAAUUUUUAUUAUGUUUUGCAUUUCAAACAAAUGCCGGCAGUAUCCUCAACAUGACAGAGAACAAAGAGCAACAAACCUCCUGUGUGCAUGGCUUGCGCGUCUUCUCCGUGCUGUGGACGAUAAUGGUGCAUACGUAUUUGCAAAUGUUUACCAUCGGUGAAAAUAGAUUCCAGCGCAACAUUGUCGAACGUUCGUUUUGGUAUCAGUUCGUUGGCAAUGCUACCUUUUCCGUCGAUACAUUCUUCUUCAUCAGCGGCUUCCUUGUGACAUUACUCUUCCUUAAACAGGAUAAAAAGUAUCCCGAUGAUACAGGACAAUAUUUUCGACGCAGCAUGAAGGAUACAGGAUUUCUAUUGAUUUAUCGCUAUAUACGCUUGACGCCAGCGUAUUUGUUUGUGAUACUCUUUAAUGAUUUUGCAUUGCGCCAAACUUUCGAUAACUCCGUCUUCCAGCCAAAUGUCGCCGCCGACACUUGCAGUCGUUUUUGGUGGCGCAACAUACUCUAUAUCAACAAUUUUUAUCCACUCAGUGAGAUUUGCAUGAUCUGGAGCUGGUAUAUGGCCAAUGAUAUGCAAUUCUUUGUGAUGUCUUCGCUGCUGCUGGUGCUCUCCAUCAAGUAUUUCAAAACUGCUGCCAUCAUUUUGUGUUCAUUUCUGCUAAGUUCUUGGGGUGUUUCGGGCAUUAUUUCCCUACAUUACCGUUAUACGCAUAAGGUGGCCAAUCCCUUCGAGUCAUUCGAUUUCCUCUACGACAAACCCUGGCAGCGUGUUGGCACCUACAUUAUGGAAUUGCAACAUUUAAAUACGAAAGCGAAGCGUCAAACAAAUUCCAUUUUUAAUUAUUUUUAG
Rhagoletis zephyria (snowberry fruit fly) is the source of this 3359-nucleotide messenger RNA. RefSeq lists its product as uncharacterized. The record is from RefSeq and is a predicted model, not a curated record. Gene Ontology annotation, molecular function: acyltransferase activity, transferring groups other than amino-acyl groups. NCBI's taxonomy places the organism in Eukaryota, Metazoa, Arthropoda, Insecta, Diptera, Tephritidae.